AAGCACGGACUGUAAAUGGUCGAUAUAAAGCUUCCCCUGCCCCCUUCCUUAUUCAAGCCUAGACUCAAAGCUUCGACAUUUCAUAACACAAUCUUAGAGCCAACUCUCUCUCUCUCUCUCUCUCAGAGAGAGCUCUCACAAUAUUUAUUGAGAGAAGCCAUCACAUGUAUAGACCCAUCUAGCUGCUCGACACUUCGAACAGUAUCGACCUCGCUUCCUCUCUGCCGUCCGCCCACUGCUCUGUAUAGCGAGUGCUCAAACCCGAGAAGCAUUCUCUUCGAACCCGUUGGAUGAUAUUCCACAGUCGAGAGUUUUGUGAGUGCUCAACCCAUUGGGACUAAUUCCGGAGUCCAAGAGUUUUGUGAGUGCCUUAAAGAAAGAAAGAGACAGAAACGAGUUUGACCAUGAAGAUCCAAUGUGAUGUGUGCAACAAAGAAGAGGCUGCUGUAUUUUGCUCAGCAGAUGAAGCUGCUCUUUGCGAUGGCUGCGAUCGGCGUGUCCACAAUGCGAACAAGCUCGUGAGCCAGCACAAGCGUCACUCCCUACGCCGCCACACCUUCCAAGAUUUUCCUCUGUGUGAUAUUUGCCAGCGUGGUUGGAUUUUCUGCAAAGAAGACAGAGCAAUUCUUUGCAGAGAGUGCGACCUUCCCAUACACAAGUCCAAUGAGCACAUGCAGAAGCACAGCAGAUUCCUUCUCACCGGAGUGAAAAUCUCCGGUUCUUCCUCAACGCACCGCGCUCCCUCCUCGUCAUCGACUGCCCUUGACACAUCCAUCAGUACCCGAACUAAGGAACCGCCGUCUUCACUGAAAAAUGAAAAUGGACAAUCAGCAGAGUUUUUAAAUUCUUCAAAUGCUCGCCAAGACGAUACUCAUAUCAUCGACACCAGCUCAUUCUCAACAAACAGCAUAUCGGAGUACUUCACCGAGAUGCUGCCUGGUUGGCGGGUAGAUGAUUUCCUCGAUUCUCCAUCAGCUCCCAUUGAUAGUUACUACAGAGGAUAGUGAUCACGGAAACAUUACUAGCAGAGACGCGCGUCGGAUACUCGACGUUUUGGCUCAGUCCGUAUAUCUUCCUCUUUCCCAAUCUGAGUGUGAUUUACUCACCGGCAUGAAUGCUUCCGAGAAGGAUGACAGCACACAAAAUCAUAAGAUAGAGAGUGAAGUUUAUGCAGUUCCAGAUGUCAGUUCUAAACCUCUCAAGAAGUCCCGGCAUGUUUGUUGUGGCUUUUGAAUGUUCUAAUCUGAUUGCUCAAGAUUUCUCAUGCAUCUUGACAAACAAUUGUCUUUUU
Syzygium oleosum is the source of this 1291-nucleotide messenger RNA. RefSeq names its product B-box zinc finger protein 20-like. Gene Ontology annotation, molecular function: zinc ion binding. Bases 405 to 1004 code for a protein of 199 amino acids. Gene Ontology annotation, biological process: regulation of DNA-templated transcription; photomorphogenesis. The transcript has 3 exons. Gene Ontology annotation, cellular component: nucleus. Lineage: Eukaryota; Viridiplantae; Streptophyta; Magnoliopsida; Myrtales; Myrtaceae. The record is from RefSeq and is a predicted model, not a curated record.